Molecule: messenger RNA, 2154 nt
Organism: Trametes versicolor FP-101664 SS1
Lineage: Eukaryota; Fungi; Basidiomycota; Agaricomycetes; Polyporales; Polyporaceae
Product: acid protease
Exons: 6
Coding region: 1-2154 (717 amino acids)
Biological process (GO): proteolysis
Molecular function (GO): aspartic-type endopeptidase activity
Source: RefSeq, a predicted model, not a curated record
AUGGCUAGGUGGUCUGCAGCUCUCUGUUUGCUUGCUGGGUUGUUUGCGGGGCACUUUGGUGCGGAUGCGAUUACGGUGCCCAUCCAGGGCCACCGUCGAUCUGGGAAGUGGUGGGAGACUCUUGGUGGGGUGUUGCAGAAGCAACGGAGGGCGGGGAUCGUUGAUUUGCAGAACGCGGGGGAUCUGCAGUACUUCACUAACAUCACGCUGGGAGGGCAGCAAUUUCGCGUCCUGGUGGACAGCGGGAGUGCGGACCUAUGGGUGGCGGGAGACGUCCCCGGGUCAAACAGCACCACCCACAACGCUACGAUCAACUACAAUGAUGGAUCCGUCAGUGGCCGGAUCCAGACUGCGACGCUUGGAAUCGAGGGCUACACCAUCUCAAACCAGGCUUACAUCUCGCAGGAAGUCACUGAGAGUUAUCCCGAGGGCGAAGGUAUCCUAGGUCUGGGUCCCAGUCGCUUGUCCUCGGUUCUGGCGGCACUGGGUACCCCUAAAGGCGACCCUCCGCUGGACAGGCUUUUCCAAGAAGUCACGUCCUUGCCCAGCUACAUCUCCAUCCUGCUGGGUCGGUCGAAUGACCCCGACAGCCCUAUUCCAGGACAACUGACGAUUGGAGAGGUUCUUUCGGACUACGGCGACGUUACAUCGAGUCCACAGCUACCCAUCGAGCGAGUUGACUGGAACCAGCACUGGAUGGUUGCAUUGGAUAAGGGCGGGAUCACCGGGCCCGACGGAAAGCCUAUUAAGGCCUCUGUCGACAAGCAACUCAAGGUGAUCUUCGACUCCGGAUAUACGCUGCCACAGGUACCGAAGUCUGUCGCGGACGCGAUCUACGCUCGAGUGCCGAAUGCGACGUAUGUGAACAUAUCUGCGGCAGACACUCCCGUAUGGACACUACCGUGCGACGUGGAGCUGAACAUCACUUUCACGUUCGCGGGAGUCUCCUACCCAGUUCACCCUCUUGACACGGUCAUGGACGAUCUACGAGGGCCCCCGGACAGCUCGGGACAGCCGACGUGCGUAGGGUCCUUCCAACCAAUGUCUUCGACUCAGCCGUAUGACAUCGUCCUCGGGAUGGCUUUCCUUCGGAACGCAUACAUCCUCAUGAACUUCGGCGACUUCGUGGACGGCUCGACGGAACAGGUCGGGGACCCGUUCGUGCAGCUACACGCGCUCACGGACCCGGUCGAGGCGCACGGAGACUUCGUUCAGCAGCGGCUCGGCGGCAUCGACACGACCGGCCUCCAGACGCUCCUCCCGGCCACAGAGGAGGAUACCUCCGCAGGCGUGAAGGCGCCCGGGCGCAUGCCAUACCUCCCCUGGACUAUCGUCGCAAGCGUGCUCGGGGGCCUUCUGGUCGCAUUCCUGGUCGCGUAUGUUUUUAUCUGGCGCCGCGGUCGCAAGUAUCGGCGGGUGCACGAAAACGCGCCCUCUGGCCUCGAAGAGGGAAAACGGUCACUGUCACCGUCAAACGAGAAACCGCCUGAGAUCGCCAUGGCGGACAAGGCGUUCGGACCGAGAUCGUCGGAGGCGGACACCGACACGCUCUCGCGAAAGGUGGACACGGAUGAGCUCAUCUGGGGCCACCGGUCGCGUAAGCCGAAGGGCAUCCUUGCAGUAACUCGGGAGUCAUCCGCGGCAUCGAGCACCGAGCAGCUCCUCCCUGGAACCGCUAGCAGCAGCACGUCGCACGAGACGUCCGAGGAGUCUGCGCCGCUGGCUUCAGACGACAAACCACUUCCCAACCCGUAUGCCGAUGCUUCCCUUCCCCCGACCCCUCUUGCAAAUUCAAUGGAGGAUCGACCCCUACCGAACCCCUACACCGGCGCGCCUGCGACGACGUCCCCAACCGCGAAGAACGACCGCCCAUUACCUCUGACAGAUGUUCGACGUACACCCUCCCCCGCGCCCGCGAUGCGCAAUGCAACCUUGCCUCCACCUGCGCCAGCACCGACGAACGCAACUCAGCCCUUGCAAACGAAGAGGGCCCGCCCCCUGCCUGACCCGCGUGCGUACACGCCCCGGGUUGCGGAUGUAUUCGACGUGUCUCGUGCGCGGACAUCGUCAAUAUACAAGCUCCCUCCGCUCCAGUUCUCCAGCGCCGACCUCGCGGGACCACAUGCUGGUGCCCGCCCUCCGCCUGCUUCGUGA